Molecule: messenger RNA, 1749 nt
Organism: Elgaria multicarinata webbii
Lineage: Eukaryota; Metazoa; Chordata; Lepidosauria; Squamata; Anguidae
Gene: GPC2
Product: glypican 2
Exons: 10
Coding region: 1-1713 (570 amino acids)
Biological process (GO): smoothened signaling pathway; regulation of signal transduction; cell migration
Cellular component (GO): cell surface; extracellular region; plasma membrane
Source: RefSeq, a predicted model, not a curated record
AUGGGGCCGCCGCUGCUGCUGCUGGCGCUGGGCGCGCUGCUUUGUUCCGCCGCUGCUGCUGGCGAGGCUCGCGGGGCGCGGAGCUGCGCGGAGAGCCGGCAGGCGCUGGCGGGUCGGGGCUUCGCGCUCGCCUCGCUCCCACCCAGCCUCAUCUCGGGAGAGCACCUGCGCAUCUGCCCCCAGGACUACACAUGCUGCGCCAGUGAGACGGAGGAGCGCCUCAGUGAACAAAGCCAGGGGGACCUGCAAGCCCUGGUGGGGGGAGCCGCUGCCUUCCUGCUCAGCACCCUCACCUCCCGCCAGCGUCGCUUUCAGGAUUUCUUCCGGGAGCUUCUUGCAGGAGCUGAGCACUCCCUCCAGGCCAUGUUCACCCGCUCCUACGGGCGACUGUACUCUCAGCAUGCCCGUCUCUUCCAGGGACUCUUUGUGGAGCUGCGACGUCACCUCCAAGGGGCCCGGCCUGGCCUGGACGAGGCCCUAAGCGACUUCUGGGCUCGCCUCUUGGAGCGGAUGGUGCCACUGCUCAACCCCCAGUAUAGCUUCCCUGAGGGCUAUCUGGAAUGUGUGGGGCGCCAGGCAGAUGGUCUGAGGGCCUUUGGGGACAGUCCUCGCCAGCUCCGAGUGCAGGUGACCCGGGCCUUCAUUGCCGCUCGGGCCUUUGUUCAGGGCCUGGCAACUGGGCGAGAUGUGGUUGCCCAGGCAGUCAAGCUGUCCCCCAGUGGGGAGUGCCGCCGGGCACACAUGCGUCUCUCCUACUGCCCGCUCUGCCAUGGAAGCCCAGCUCUUAAGGCUUGCAAUGGAUUCUGCCUCAAUGUCAUGAAAGGCUGCCUGGCAAGCACCACCGAAAUGGACCCCGAAUGGGAGCGAUUCCUCGAUGCACUGACCCAGCUGGCUGAGCGUCUCGGAGGACCCUUUAACUUUGAGUUGGCGGCUGACUCAAUUGGAGUGAAGAUCUCCGAGGCUAUCAUGUAUCUGCAGGAGCACGGCAUGCAGACAUCAGCCAAAGUAUUUCAGAGCUGUGGCAGCCCACGACCAGUCCCUGGCCGCUCCCGCCGUGCCACACGUGAAGAAACCAAACGCCGCUUCCGAACCUACUCUCCUGAGGAGAAACCAACCACUGCUGCAGGAACCAACCUGGAUCGGCUGGUGCUGGAUGUGAAGGAGAAGCUGCACCGUAUGAGGCGCUUCUGGGUGCUGCUGCCCCACACUCUCUGCAGCGACGAGAAGCUGGCUGCCGAUGUCACCAAUGAGGGCAGCUGCUGGAACGGGCAGGCAAGGGGCAGGUACCUCCCAGACGUGACGGGUGAUGGGCUGGUGAACCAGAUCAACAACCCUGAGGUGGAGGUGGACAUUUCGCGGCCUGAUAUGCCCACACGCCAACAUGUCCUGGCUCUACGCAGUGCCACGUCUCGCUUGGUGGGGGCCUGCAGUGGGCAAGACAUCGAUUUCCAGGAUGCAGAUGACGGUGGCAGCAGUGGUUCAGGGGUUGGAUACAGCGAAGACCGGCCAGCUUCAGGGCCAGGAGGAGUGGGUGCUGGAGAUGUCCUUGUAGGCUCCCGCCCUUCCCCUGAAGUCCGGCCACCCCGCAGGCCUGGGAAGGGGGCCUCUUCCCGGCAGAACCAGAGUGGGGGAAGGCUCAGCAGCGGGACAGGGCCCUCCCCCAUCCACACCCUCCCUCUCUCCCUCCUCUUGCUCCUCCUGGGGGGAUGGUGACCCUCACCGAUUUGGCACCUCUGAAGGGCCGAUUUU